Molecule: messenger RNA, 1395 nt
Organism: Soboliphyme baturini
Lineage: Eukaryota; Metazoa; Nematoda; Enoplea; Dioctophymatida; Soboliphymatidae
Source: the annotation of a GenBank genome assembly
AUGUCGAUUCUGAAGGUUACAUGUCUCCUUGCGUUGGUCUCGCUCGGGCUUGGACAGGUGAACAAGCAAAUAUCUCCUUUGUCUUCUAAUGGCGUUCCUGACGAAAGAUUCUCCUAUCGGAAAUCGGUCUUCAAAAUGUUUCUUAACUUGAGGGCGUCCGGAACGAUUACUACAUCGUUUCGCAAAUCCGUGGCGACGUUGUUCCAUGCAACAAGUGAUUUUGCUUUUCUAGUUUCAUCUGGUCGCGAGUUUUUUGUCAGCUCUUUGCGCAUGAUCCGUCCGACUUCUGUGUCUAUCUUGUUAAAGAGCAAUUCUUCAGCGACGAUUUCAGUGAACCCGGUUUCAGUUCUCGUACAUCGAAGCGCAUCUACGUCCCCUCAUUUCGAUAUCGCUGUACUCAAGGUUUCCCUAUCCGGCUUGGACUCAGUGGUCUUCAGAAGUCCUGUUUCCAUCGCCACAGUGGCGGAAGAAGCUAGCAUCGCAUUCAGCUGCGAAACACUGAUCCAGAAGGGGCAGCCGUUGUUCUGCCCGUUAUCGCAUGUGGAACGUUCGCGAAAACAGACCACCGUUCUUGCUGGCAUCUUCUCUGUCCAUAAUUGCGAGGUCAAAUCGCGUCUUAUCAACUUGUAUAUGAAAACUGCUCCACAUACCGAUUGGCUAAAUAACGCAAUUACCAUAUUGGACAUUGUUAAACCUGGAACAUACAGUAUCACAGAAGAUCAGCGACUGUUCGACGCCGGUAACAUAGAAAGACCCCUUCCCUGCCAGUGGCCAUCUGACUACAGUGGCGAACGAGAAGAAACGCCUCGUGAUGCGUCACUUCUCAGCGUUUUGUCGAAUGACCAGGUUCGAGUGGGCGUUUACGUCAAGAACUAUGUUCGGGAUCCAUUCAAUUUCGAUAUCGCAGUUGGCAAAAUCCAUUUUGCUGGGGAAACUCUGCCGCGGAUGCUUCCGGCAUGCCUGCCGUUCUCUGAGUACAACCCCGCAGCUACUGGUUUACGCUUUUACGGUAAGAAGCAGUGUUGGUAUGGCGAUUUUGGAACGAAUCGUGGUACAUCGAAGACACUUCAUAUCAGAGACUUUAAAAGAAUACGCUGCUCCUGCAACUCAACAGCAACGACUGUCUGCGUUCUUCGCAGUGAUUCAGAUGUCGAAACGGCGCCAAACGAAAGUCCGCUUCUCACGAUCUCCAGCUAUCUUGGCGUCAGACGUUCCAAACUAACUCUAGUUGGAUUGCAACGCAUGAACAACACCGGUGACGUCAGAUGUUCUCAAGAAAGUCAGAUGCAACCAACAUUGCGGGUUUUCACCGAUGUCUCUGCCUUUAGAGGAUGGUUCGAAACAGCAAUUGAUUUUCUCAAACAGAAUACAGUCGAUGGGCUGUACUACCGUUGA